GACAUCGUUCAUUAACGCCUGUUCUACCUCGUUUAACCCUUCUCCACCAACCGCAGACGCCAAUCCUUGAUUCUCCCAACACCUGGUUUGCCUCUCCGUGCCUUCACUCUCUGUUUUUCUCUUUUUCAGCCCAUCAUUUUCUGUUGAAACCCGGGUUAACCGAAGGGAUGCGUAUGCAUACUAGAUGGCAUGGGUAUUGAUCGUUUGUUCUCUGGUUUUGGUCUGGGUUGCGUGUCUAUGCAAAAUUCUCCAUGGAUCAAGCUCGUCUCUCAGGAACUCAUUCUUGAAUACUGGUGGAGCUUUUCACAAGAGAAAUGUCUUGCUGGUUAUUGCCCACCCGGAUGAUGAGUCUAUGUUCUUUUCUCCAACAAUUAGCUAUCUAACUUCAACAGGGCAUAAUCUACACGUAUUGUGCUUGUCAACUGGUGACGCAGAUGGCAAGGGGAAUAUCAGAAAAGAAGAACUCUAUCAGGCUUGUGCAAUUCUCAAGGUUCCACUUCAACAAGUGAAGAUUCUAGACCAUCCAGAUUUGCAGGAUGGUUUUGGCAGGGUUUGGAACCAUACUUUGCUGGCUAACAUUAUUGAAGAGGAGAUUAUGAGUUAUGGCAUUGACUCGAUUAUUACAUUUGAUUACUAUGGUGUUUCGGGUCAUUGUAAUCAUCGUGAUGUGCAUUAUGGGGUAUGCAAGGUCUUGAAUGAUGCCUCACAAGGAAAUAUUGAGGCCUGGGAACUUGUCAGUACCAACGUAUUACGCAAGUAUAGUGGACCACUUGAUAUUUGGCUGUCCAUUUUACAUGCCAUGCAACAAUCGGGUGAAGUCAUGCAUUGCUUGCUAAAUCAGCAUCCCCAGAAGAGCUUUCUCGCAAUGGCACAACACUCAAGCCAAUGGGUUUGGUUCCGCAAACUUUUUGUAGCAUUUUCCAGUUAUACAUAUGUGAACACGCUCAGAAAGAUUAAGUGCUUGUGAAUUAAUGAUACUGGAGACAUUAUGCGUUCUGAGAAAAUUCAGUCAGGACCGGAGACCACAGUGCUGCCAAGUGUUGUUUAUCAGAUUACAACUGGAAGAUCCGAUCCUUUUUGAAAUUCACUUGCACAAACAGAAAGAAAAACAAGAAUUGCACAAAUAAAUGUACUUGGUUGAGUUUCCUUGAAACUGCUUGUAUCUGUGGAUCACUAAUGGCAUUUGUGUUGGCAUG
Juglans microcarpa x Juglans regia is the source of this 1196-nucleotide messenger RNA. Its product is annotated as N-acetylglucosaminyl-phosphatidylinositol de-N-acetylase-like. Gene Ontology annotation, molecular function: N-acetylglucosaminylphosphatidylinositol deacetylase activity. The transcript is spliced from 12 exons. Bases 185 to 967 code for a protein of 260 amino acids. Gene Ontology annotation, cellular component: endoplasmic reticulum. Lineage: Eukaryota; Viridiplantae; Streptophyta; Magnoliopsida; Fagales; Juglandaceae. Gene Ontology annotation, biological process: GPI anchor biosynthetic process. The record is from RefSeq and is a predicted model, not a curated record.